AAGUGAACGGUUUAGUAAAAGAAAUGUUCUGAAAUUAAUGAAGAUGUAUUACAACAAAUACUUUUCAAAACAGUUUUUGUUUUCACUGGUAUUUAAUCCCAAUAAUAUGAGUUUUGUGGUAUGUUGUCUUUUACUGGCAGAAAUUGUAGUUAAUAUUAUUGUGAUUCAGCAUGUGAAAUAUACAGAAAUAGAUUGGGUGGCCUAUAUGCAAGAAGUGGAGGGCGUUUUGAAUGGAACUUUCGACUACACGUAUCUGAAGGGUGACACAGGACCACUUGUUUAUCCAGCGGGCUUUAUAUAUAUUUAUGCUGCGCUGUACUACGUCACAAAUCAUGGACAAAAUAUCAGACGUGCACAGUACAUAUUUGCCUUUCUAUACAUUGCCCUUCUUUAUUUGGUGUUCAGAAUUUACAUGAAGAGCAAGAAAGUGCCUCCUUAUGUUUUAGUUCUGACUUGCUGUUCUUCGUAUCGCAUCCAUUCUAUAUUUGUGCUACGACUAUUCAAUGAUCCUGUGGCCAUGGUGCUAUUUUAUGCCUCAGUCAAUCUCUUCCUAAAUUCUAAAUGGAGCCUGGCAAGUUUGUUAUACAGUAUGGCAGUAUCAGUGAAAAUGAAUAUUCUCCUGUUUGCACCUGCCAUUUUGUUGACAUAUUUAACUUGCCUUGGUUUAAAAGGUACAUUGAUACAGUUGACAAUAUGUGCAUCAGUUCAGGUUCUGCUUGGAAUUCCAUUCAUCCUGACCAAUCCCAUGGCUUAUAUUCAUGGUGCUUUCAACCUUGGCCGUGUGUUUCUAUAUGAGUGGACAGUGAAUUGGAGGUUUCUGUCAGAGGACAUUUUCACAAACUCAUACUUCCAUAUAGGCCUCCUUGCUUUGCACAUGACAUUACUUUUGUUUUUCUAUAGUUCUGCACUGAUAUACCUAAGAAGUUAUGCGACACUCAUUAGCAUUCAGAAGAAGGUUAGGAGACAGUUAUCAGACUGCACAGAAAAGUUGAACAUGGACACAGCAUCACAAUUAUUCUUACUGCCACUUUUUACUGCCAAUCUGAUUGGCAUAGCCUGCAGUAGGUCACUGCAUUACCAGUUCUAUGUCUGGUAUUACCAUAGCCUCCCAUAUCUUCUUUGGUGUACUCGCUUUACAAGUAUUGGCAGACUUUGCAUCCUUGGUAUCAUUGAAAUGUGUUGGAACACUUUUCCAUCUACAUCCCUGAGCAGUUUGACAUUGCAUUUGUGCCACAUCAUAAUUUUGUUAGGAAUUGCUAGAAACAGGCCAAAUUUGAAAGUAGAAUAAGAAGUAAGUGACAUAUUUGGGUGAAAGUGUACUCACACACACUUCUAUACUUUAGCCCAUACACUUUAUAUUCAAAAGUUACAUUAAACUUGGCGUGUUAAUAAGUAGGUAACAUGGUGUUUCUAUGAUAACAAAUGCAAAUCAGUUUUACUUGUUUAAGCAGCAAUAAGAAGAUUACAAAAUGCUCAAAUAUUUUUGAAAAGCACAGAGGAAAAAGAAAAUUUCCUCCAAGCAGGUGUGUAUAGCAGUAAUGUAGUCUUGUGUAAGUGGUAGACACUUAAAAUCUCAGCUAAGUUAUCAGAUAUCAUAACAGGUUUUUUUAUGCCUUUCCACAUUCACUUCAGGUAGGUGCUGUAAUAGUGCCAUGAAAUAGACCAUGACUGCCUCAUUACAAAUCUUGACUUACCAUUCAUGUUUAUCUUCUAGUUUACUUUGAUGCUGUGUGGACAGUGCAGUGGAAAACCAUUGUUAAACAACCUAACAGUUAGAUAGUCAGUCCAGAAACAUGGACACUAUUAUCUUGCCACCAAAUAUUUUAGUUUUGACAUUUUUGGUUUUUGCAGUUGGUGACAAGAUGAUGUACCCAUGUUACGUCUAUAGGGAUAGUAGAGCUCCUAUUUCAGAAAUUUUUCACCUUUUUUAUUUUAACAUUACAGUGUAUCUAGAUGAAUGCACCAUAGUUUAUUGUGGAUUUUUGUCCACUGCUUUGGGAUUCGUCUGGUUUACACAUUUGAACUACAAUGCAUGUAAUGUACGAGGCUCGUCCACAAAGUAAGUUUCCCUGGGGCCGUUUACAGAAACAAAACACAAUUUCAUGGAAAUAUUUAUUGCAACAGAUACAGCAAGUGUCCAGCUAUUUUUCAACAUAUUCGC
Molecule: messenger RNA, 2161 nt
Organism: Zootermopsis nevadensis
Lineage: Eukaryota; Metazoa; Arthropoda; Insecta; Blattodea; Termopsidae
Gene: Alg3
Product: Alg3, alpha-1,3- mannosyltransferase
Cellular component (GO): endoplasmic reticulum
Molecular function (GO): dol-P-Man:Man(5)GlcNAc(2)-PP-Dol alpha-1,3-mannosyltransferase activity
Source: RefSeq, a predicted model, not a curated record